UUUGUCAUAUUUUGUAACAUUUGCUUUGUUUCAUUUUUGUACUAUACAUUUUUGUUCUCAUCCAAUAUUUUGAGCAGGCACUGCCUCCCUUUUCUCCUCGGAGGAAAUGCCCCUGAAUGUAUAUGUAUAUAUAUGUAUGUAUGUAUAUUUAAUUUUUUGAUUGAACAGGCAGACAACAGGGCCGCCAUCAAACCAACAGAACUCGCAAUUCCCGGCGCAGACAAGCUUCUCGCUUGCAGAUGGACUUGUUUGAUGACAGUCAGGGAAAUAAUUAUGAGGCUCUCUUAGCAUUCGAGGAGCAACAAGGUGCUGUAGUAGCCAAGAACACUCUGACAAAGGCCAAGAUCGAACGGCUGCCCGUGAAAACAUACGAUCCCGCACACAGCGCAGGAAAGACAGAUUGCCAGAUCUGUUUCAGUGAGUACAAGGCGGGUGAACGACUCAGGAUCCUUCCAUGUCUCCAUGAUUACCACGUCAAAUGCAUCGACCGCUGGCUAAAGGAGAACGCCACAUGUCCAAUCUGCAGAGCGGAUAUAUCAGAGUGUGGUGGUUUUUCUUGAGCUCACAACUUCAGGACUCAGAAUCUACCUCACAGCUGGUCAUUUGACCCUGUUAGAUUUUUAAACAGUCUUAUUUUGUGUGUCAUUAAAUGAUUUUACAUGCAAAAUAUCGUCCAAGGUUGGAACCAGCAUAAAGCACUGCCAAGCACUGUUUUAUUUAGAAAGAUCCUUCUAAAAUUUAUCAGACAUGACUGUAUCACACCAGUGGCAACAAACCUGUUACGACACUGUUAGCAAUAGCUAAACUUGAAUUUCUGACUUACAAAUAGAAUCACUUUAUAUACACUUUCUGUCCAUUUUUAUUAUAACCGAGACAAAAAAUAUAUAUGUUGCUGUUACAGUCAUUCUAUCACUGUUGUUUAUGUAAAUAUCAGGCAUCAUGCCAUGUAGCAUGUGAUUUUAUUCAC
This is a messenger RNA of Sinocyclocheilus anshuiensis, 967 nucleotides long. Its product is annotated as RING finger protein 44-like. Gene Ontology annotation, biological process: protein ubiquitination. The coding region runs from base 240 to 560 and encodes 106 amino acids. The record is from RefSeq and is a predicted model, not a curated record. Gene Ontology annotation, molecular function: ubiquitin protein ligase activity; zinc ion binding. The transcript is spliced from 4 exons. Lineage: Eukaryota; Metazoa; Chordata; Actinopteri; Cypriniformes; Cyprinidae.